Molecule: messenger RNA, 2211 nt
Organism: Dicentrarchus labrax (European seabass)
Lineage: Eukaryota; Metazoa; Chordata; Actinopteri; Moronidae
Exons: 7
Coding region: 381-1094 (237 amino acids)
Biological process (GO): immune response; T cell costimulation; cell surface receptor signaling pathway
Cellular component (GO): external side of plasma membrane
Source: RefSeq, a predicted model, not a curated record
UCUAUGAGAAAUAAAGAAUAACAGCUUUUAUUUCUAUACUUUCACUUUGAAGUAAAAUCAUGUGACUAAAGCUCCUCCUCUGGAUUUUGUCUGUCUGAAUCUGAGCUGAUGCAAGAACACAGUGAAUUGCUCCAUAUAAAAUCACCUACUUCCUCCUGUAACAUUCAGACUGUAGUGAAUCAACUCGUCCAGUUCAGACAUAAAGUGUGACAGCUUGCUGCUCCAUCAACUACAAAAUCAGUGUCUGACCGAUGCAAUGCAGCCAGAAAGUUGUUCAGCAGGAAAACUGCGCCAUCGCUCGCUCGUCCUCGUUCACACGCUUGGGGAGGAGUUCAUGGUUCCUGGGAGCAGCUGACAGACAACACACCUAGCACAAACACAUGAACAGGGAGAAGAUGAUCUGGAUCCUUCUGCUCGUCGGCCUGACCUCCUCUGUCUGUGGGAUGUUUGUCUUGAAAAAGACUCCGACCUUCUAUCAGGCAGAGGAGGACGAUAACAUCACCAUCGGAUGGGACAGUCCCAUCAUGUCCCUCACCAUUCUGCGUUGUUUCUUCCAGUCAGAGCCUCUGAAGCUUUUCUAUGAAAUGGUUGACGGUGUGGAGUCCUCAGAGUCUCAGCAUCAGCAGUUUGCAGGACGGGUGCAGUGUGACAAAGACGUCCUCAGAGGAGGACGAGUCAGACUUCAUAUGUCCAGAGUCAGGACUGAUGACUCUGGACGUUACUGGUGUGAUCUGGCUGCUAAUUAUGACAAGAUCAGGAGAAGAUGGGGGCUAGAGACCACUGAACAUUUUGUACUGAAUGUGGCCCAGACCAAUGAUGGAGAGAGCAGUGAUGUGUCCCUCAACUCAUCAAAGUCUCAAGUGGCAGCAACUAAAGGUCAACAUGGUGCAGGACAGCCACCAGGAAGCCCAAAACAUGAAGUCAUAGCUCCACUAUUAAUAGUAGCUGUGGUUUUUGUUUCUGUAAUCUUGGCAACUUGGACAUUUCUGACAGCAUGUGCUUGUGAAGACCGAGGACAACAGCCUCAAGACCAGGAUGGACGUUACAUCGUGCUUCCGAUUGAGAUAGAAAACGAGGAGGAGUUAUUUAAGUGAGCUGAUUCAAUGUCCCCAUCCUGACCCACUCCAGAUGUGAGUGGACAUUUGGCUGAGCUGAUUUUGGGAUCCUAUUUCACUUUUUACAGUCUGGGUUCAAACUGCUAGAAUGAAGCACUAAAAUGAAGGUAAAGUUACGGUUAAUUAUCCUCUUCCCUGUCCAUGGAUGCUUGGAUUCAUCCUCACAGUAACAGCUUUAUAACAAGUGGGUUUCUAGCUACCAGAGACAAAUAUGUAUAUAGUGAGUUUGUCUUCUUUUUGAUUUAAGUGUUUUCUACGUCUCACUGAGCCGACCUGAUACAACUUGCAGAGACUUGAACGAGUCUCACACUGGACUUUAGAUCCCAAAUAGGUUUCAUUAGACUGGAAAGGCAACGUCGCCACAAGCUAACAUGACAAAGAGCAAUGUAUAUGUGGACACCAAAUGGAUUACAUUGUGCUGAUGCCAUUAUGUGAACAAAUUAUGACUCGCUACAUAGUCAAGAUAAAAUGCAUUAUCAGUGCUUAAAAGAAUCACAAAAUACUGUAUCUAUAAUCUGAGGAAACAUCAAAACAUAUCUAAAAAGCAAUGAUUUCUUUAAUAAUGUGAUCUGUUUGCUUUUAUAUAUUUAUAUAUGGAAAUGUGUCCUUUUUCAUUACUAUGCAACAAUAAUACAGACUCAGUGUGAGUAUUUCCAAAAUACUUGUUUACUGUGAUGUCCAUAUGUCAGUUUCUGCAAGUUGAUUCUUAUACACUCAAACAAGCCUGUGCUCCACUUGCAGCCAAGUUACUAAUCACACAUACUUUAUUGCAUAUUCUUACUCUAAGUAUGCUGUAAUGGUAUAUACAGUAUUUACACAUAUAGAUUUCAUAUAUUUAACACAGAAUAUUUUCAUCUCUUCUCUUUUUUGUGAGGGAGAUAAAAAGAAAUGAGGGAGAGAGGUGCAACAGUGGUCCAACUCCACAACCCUUAGAUUCUAAAUCUGAAGCAUUUGUCUUUUAUAUUUAUUAUUGUUAUAUUUCUGCAUUUUAAAUUGUCUAAAGAAAUGUUUUAAAAGCACUUCUGACUUUGUGAAGCACUUUGUAACUUAAAACAUAAAAUGUGAAAAAUAAAAAAUAAACUUUGCUAUUAUCUAA